UGCAACGAAACAGAAACCCCUCACUGAUAAACCAAAACCAAACGAACCAUACCCAACUACCCAAGUCAGCUUCGAGCGGAACGCAAGGCAAGGCCUCCCCCUUUAUUUCGUAUCGAGAUACAUAGCAACUCCAUCGAAGAAUCCAUAUCUUCCGCAAUCACAGUGCUAAUAGUCUAAUAGAAACCUAGAAGAAGUACAAGAAGAAGAAAGAGGAAUGGCCGAGAAAAAAGAGAUUGUGCCUCCCAAAUACGACUUGGACGCCAAAUGGGACGCCUGUCUCGACCUGACCGUUCGCCGCUUCGUCUACUCCUCCUUGGCCGGCGCCUUUGGUGGCCUCCUCCUCUUCAGGACUCCUGUUACUCGCUGGGCAUCAGUGGCUUUUGGUGCUGGGGUGGGCAUUGGAUCUGCUUACACAGACUGUUCUCGUUUAUUUGAUGGAUCUCCAGCAAAGGUGACAGCUCCUAAGAGCGCAGAGACGCCUGCUCCCGGGAGCACGGAGACUCCUGGUCCUAAGAUCACUGAGACUCCCGCAGUUCAGGAGGCCGGGACUGAGAAUUGAUUCUCUUGAAGUUAAUCAUAAGUUGGCUGGAGAAUUGGAUCGAGAUUGUUUGUGGAUUUUCUCACCGUGGAUGUUUUUUGAAUAGUUAGUACAAAACAUUGUUUUUGAUGGAUAAAUGAGUAACCUGGUGUAUGUCGAAUCCCAGUAUCUCUAGUUCUGUAAUCCUACUAUAUUGGGUGGAGUGUACUUUGGGGAGGAAAAUGAAGAAAUAAUUUAGUUUCUUGCGGGCUUGAAA
Juglans regia (Persian walnut) is the source of this 794-nucleotide messenger RNA. RefSeq lists its product as uncharacterized. The transcript has 3 exons. The record is from RefSeq and is a predicted model, not a curated record. Gene Ontology annotation, cellular component: mitochondrial inner membrane; mitochondrion; MICOS complex. Lineage: Eukaryota; Viridiplantae; Streptophyta; Magnoliopsida; Fagales; Juglandaceae. The coding region runs from base 215 to 559 and encodes 114 amino acids.